CGCGCGGCCGCAGCGCACUGGACCAGCGGCAGAGACCCAGGACGUGGAGCGCAGACUGCGGCGGCGGCGGCGGCCGGGAGCCGCUGGGAGCUGGGGCGCAGCGUGCGGUCUGUGAUGAGGGGCUGCGGCGGCGCGCCGGGCGCAGGGCCGGCUGUGUGGCCUCUUCCUGUCUGAUACUGGAAGAGGCAACCUGAUGGUCCUCUGACAACUAUUCACCUCAACACUAAGGAAGCAGAUGGCAAUGUCACAGACACAGGAUUAUGAAUGCAGAAGCCAUCAUGUCGAUGAGCAGGAGCCCAGGAUUCCAGGAUCAAGCACCAGGUUGGAGUGGGUGGAGAUCAUCGAACCACGCACCCGAGAACGAAUGUAUGCCAACCUGGUCACCGGGGAGUGUGUAUGGGACCCGCCAGCCGGCGUGCGAAUCAAGCGCACUAGCGAGGACCAGUGGUGGGAGCUCUUUGACCCCAAUACAUCGCGCUUCUACUACUACAGUGCUGCCUCGCAGCGCACGGUGUGGCAUCGCCCACAGAACUGCGACAUCAUCCCUCUGGCUAAACUGCAGACGCUGAAGCAGAACACCGAGUCUCCGCGAGCCUCUGCGGACAGCAGCCCAGGAAGGGGUAGCCGCGAUGGUAGCACUGGCUCGUCACUGGAGCCAGAGCCUGAGGAAAGGGCACAAGAACUGCCAGUUCGCAGCGGGCGGGCGACAACCUUGGUCUCUUCGAAGGAGGAAGGUAGCAGUUGUUCACCACCAGGCGUGCUCCUGGAGAAGGACUAUGAGGUUUACCGGGAUUACAGUGCUGACGGCCAGCUCCUUCACUACAGGACCUCCUCACUGCGGUGGAACUCUGGUAACAAGGAACGCAUGCUCAUCAAGGUUGCUGACCGUGAACCCAGCUUCCUCACUCCCCAAGGCAAUGGCUAUCCCUCAGACAGCCAGGUGGGAGGGCAUCACCGCAGACCCUCUGGCAGCCAGCACUCACCUAGCCUGCAGACCUUUGUCCCUGACACUGAUGGCACUGUCUUCUUUCCGGAGAGGCGGCCCUCACCCUUCCUCAGGAGGGCUGAGCUCUCUGGAAACUGUUCUCCACUGUUGAUGCAGCCCCGAAAGCCCUCCAGUGACUCACAGCCCUCCUCCCCACGCUAUGGAUAUGAGCCCCCACUCUAUGAGGAGCCUCCAGUGGAAUACCAAGCCCCCAUUUAUGAUGAGCCCCCCAUGGAUGUACAGUUUGAGGCCAACAGCCCCUACCAGACUGGCUCACCACAGAGGUCACCAGGCCGAAAGCCCCACCCAUUCCUGCAAACUACUAAGCAGACCCCGACAUCACCUUGCCAACAGCUGAUGCGCACCAAGCAGAAGUGCCCAGAGCGCUUUCUGAGCCUGGAAUAUAGCCCUGUGGGCAAGGAGUAUGUGCGGCAGCUGGUGUAUGUGGAGCAGGCAGGUUCCAGCCCCAAGCUUAGAGCUGGGCCCAGACACAAGUAUGCACCCAACCCAGGUGGUGGCACGUACUCCCUGCAGCCCAGCCCCUGCUUACUGAGAGACCAGCGCCUGGGGGUCAGGUCUGGAGACUAUAGCACCAUGGAAGGGCCCGAGUCACGCCCAAGCCAACCACCUACACCACUGCCCCAAGCCCAGGAGGAUGCCAUGUCCUGGUCCAGUCAGCAGGACACCAUGUCUUCCACAGGUUACUCCCCAGGCACUCGUAAGAGGAAGAAUAGAAAGCCCUCUCUGUGCCAAGUCCCUAGUACCUCAUCCACUGAUGGUCCUGGGGACCUUCUAGAAGAGCAGCCUCUGGCUGAAGAGCAUUCUCCAUGCAGGUCCAGCCUUACGCCAAUAAAGGCUGAGGCAGACCUAGUACGAGGCACACCUGAGCCCUUCCUGGCACAGGCCCGACUGGCCUGGGAGGCACAACAAGCCCACUUCCACAUGAAGCAGAGGGGCAGCUGGGACUCCCAGCAAGAUGGCUCAGGGUAUGAAAGUGAUGGCGCUGUUCCACUGCCCAUGCCUGGGCCUGUGGUACGAGCAUUCAGUGAGGAUGAGGCAUUGGCACAACAAGACAACAAGCAUUGGAAGCGGAGCACCUUUGAAAAACUUGGCUUCCCCCAGAUCCUUCUGGAGAAGAGCAUCUCUGUGCAGACCAACCUGGCCUCGCCGGAGCCUUACCUCCACCCCUCACAGUCUGAGGACCUUGGUGCCUGCGCACAGUUUGAGAGCAGCCGGCAGAACCGCAAUGCAGUACCCAGCUCCAGCUGUGUCUUCCCCACCUUCACACUGCGUAAGCCCUCCUCAGAGACAGACAUCGAGAACUGGGCCUCCAAGCACUUCAACAAGCACACCCAGGGUCUCUUCCGGCGAAAGGUGUCCAUAGCCAACAUGUUGGCCUGGAGCAGUGAAUCCAUCAAGAAGCCCAUGAUUGUGACCAGUGACCGGCAUGUGAAGAAAGAGGCCUGUGAAAUCUUCAAGUUAAUCCAAAUGUACAUGGGUGACAGGCGAGCCAAGGCAGAUCCACUGCAUGUGGCCCUGGAGAUUGCCACCAAAGGCUGGAGUGCACAGGGCCUACGGGAUGAGCUGUACAUCCAGCUAUGCCGGCAAACCACAGAGAACUUCCGCCUGGAGAGCCUGGCCCGUGGCUGGGAGCUCAUGGCCAUCUGCCUGGCCUUCUUCCCACCUACCCCCAAGUUCCACUCCUACCUGGAGGGCUAUAUCUACCGGCAUAUGGACCCCGUUAAUGACACCAAAGUGACCCAGCACAUAAAAGAGCUUCUGGAAAGGAACAGUAAGAAGAAGUCCAAACUGAGAAAGAAAGCCAAGCCUUAUGUUGAAGAGCCAGAUGGUAGGGCCUCUGCAGCCUGGGCGCUGCCUCUGCACCGCUCUGCUUCCAUCAUGGCCGCCUGGCCCUCUCUCUAACCGCUUCUGGGCUGGGGGAGGGACACUAACCUCAGGCUUGGGGCCUCCCAAGCAAGCAAAAACUGGAGGUCUAGGGUGCCAAAAUGACCCUAGAGAAAUGGUGCAUGCCCUGCACCUCUUCUGGCAGUACCCAGGACAAUCCACAACUUGCUUCUUGGUGGACUAACCUGUGAAGGCCUGGAGUCAGCCCCCAGGUGAGUGAGUGGGCCUGACGCUGGGGUGAGGCUCACAGGUGGAGCUGGUUGUCUUGGGGCAGGGGAGCCCACCCUAGUAUAGUUAGGGGAUCUUCCCUCUCCCACGGUGGCCCCAGCAAAGCCUUCUGCAGUUCAGGGUUCCUCUGCCUUCUUCCACCAGCAGCCUUCUUUGUCUUCCCCUGAGCCCUGUCUCAGGACUGUCUGCUGCGCUGAACUCCAGGCAAGGCUGUGAUCUCGCUACCUAGAGCUCUCAAUUCAGCACCGCCACUCCUUCACAAGGCCUCAGCUCUGGCCCUCCUGCACCAGCUUUGUAUAGAGCUGCUUCCAUCAGGCCGUGGUUCACAGUAUUUGAAUCCCCGGUCUCCUGUUCUUUGCUCUGCCUGUUGUGUGCCACCCACUGAACCCAGGGACAAGGCUGGGGAGCUUUCUGUAGAUGAGGUCUGUUUCAAACAAACUGAGCCAGCAGGAAGCUUCAAAGCAUGGUGGGCCUUGCAGGCUAGGCCAGGAUGACAUCUAUAGGACUGGAAGUUUGUCCUUGCUCAGGGCCUCCCAGGCUGCCCUAGCUCAGACUGCUCAUGGGGACAGUAGUAGAAAGAGACCCUGCUUGCCUAACCACCGGAGGCAUGGAGCUGCAUGUACACCAACUGUCUGUGAGUUGUGGCCACAAGGUAGGGGUCGAGUGUGGAACUUGAAGCAGAACUGGGCAGAGCCCUGGAGCUCAGACUGUCAGGUAGAGAAUCCGGGAGCAUUCAUUCCCAGGACCAUGCAGAGUAAGCAGCAGCAGACACAACAAACCUCGGGUACACCCAGCUGUUUUUGAGGCUUACAGCCUGCCCAGAUUCCUGCUACAAUAGUAAAAACUCUGGAAUGCCGCUCAUCUAGGGCUAUGGUGAGCCAUCCAUCACACAGAACUGUUCCCUGCAUCCUGGUGGGGUUCUGGCCAAGGUCCAACAAGGCUAGAUUGACCUCCUCUUGCAAGUGAAGGUCUGUGGAGUGGCAAUGGCACUGUGUGAUCCACUCUAGACACUUAGCAGGAGCUGAAAUCACUGCAGCUCCCUAGACUCCAGGCCACAUGUGGCCCCAGCCUCAGGCCUAGGCUAGCAGCCACCGCAGCAGCAGCUGUCUGCUUUCCGCUGGCUACUAGGCUUCCAGCACAGCCAUUCUCAGGCCUCCGCGAGACAGGCGUUAUCUCCGUCUCUGUCCUACAGAAAAACUGAAGCACAGUUUUUCCUACCUACUGCCAGCUGAGAGGUGAUUGGAGUAGGGUUUGCUCUGGUCCUGAGUGAGCAUCAGAUGAAGCAGCACUGGGUGGGCAGAACAGGAGGCAACAGGCUGAAGUCCGUCCGUUCCAUUGCUCUCAGACCCCAUCUGCUGAGCUGAGCCAGGGCAGUGAAAAGCACUUAAGCGCUCUCCAUCCUUAUAAAAUAAGGCAGCCUCAUGGCAAUCAUGAAGGGCAGAUGGCCUGAGGGAGAAGCUCUAGUGCUCUCUAGGUGGCUGAGGACAAAAACCACGGUGGUCUGCCGGAGUCUGUGGAUCACUUGGGACCUGGGGCAGAUUGUCCAAAACUUAAAUGUCGGAGAGCUUUAUAUUAUUUUGGUUAGAAAAGAACCAUUUUACAUAUGUGAAUAAAACUUGUGAUAAAGGUUCUCAUGGGCCAUAAUAUACUUGUGUAAUGAGUAUACUUAUAUAAUUAUAUAUAAUAACUAUAUGUAUAUAUCUCAUAUAUGUGUGUGUUCUAUAUGACACACACAUGUAUAUAAAGUUGGGGAUCUAAGGACCUCUCCAAGGCCUCAGAUGUCCAUAAGGAACUGUCUCCUUUCAAAGGCAAAGGUACUCCCAAUCACAGACUUCACAGCUGCGGGUAGUAGAGGCAGAACCUUCCAGGGAAGGGUUGUCCAUUUUCCAGAAGCACACAGCUAGUGUCUGUCCAUGACACUUCUUGGCAUGUUCUUUCAUCUGCCACCAUCCUUAUUUGCUGGGACAGGUUGGAGACACUUGACACCUACCAACACUCCAGUGUCCAUGCCUAGCUCUGCUGCAAGGCAUGAAUUCCAGAAAGCUCCCUACCUUGAGAGAGGAGGCCAGGCCUUCAGCCCUGUCAUUAUCUUACCCGCUGGUUAAAUAGAGCGCUGGCACAGAGCACUGGCAUCUUCUGCAAGCUGUCUUUCACUAAGAGCCAAACUUUGGCCACUCUCUCUCUCUCCCUGACACUCUGCUCCUAACUUCACUCCCUCCCUAAGGACGCCAGAGCUGCUGGAGAACUGCCUUUGCCCCAGUGCUGACCAAAGGCACCAAAUGCUUCAUCCAGAAGCCUCUUCCUCUGGGACCAGGGAAAACCAAAGGUCUUGCUAGGGUCACCUAAGGAGGAAAGGAAGUGGCGUUUGAAAGCCUGGGACCCAGGCUGUGCUCUUUGUUCCCCUGUUCUUCCUAGGUGGAUAUAGGAAGGCUGGCAGAGGGAUUUCUCCUACCCUAGCUUCUAGAGAUGGGGGGUGUGGUGUCUCUUGCCUCUCCUCUUGGGUCUCUGCUCUAAAGGACUGCCU
This is a messenger RNA of Alexandromys fortis (reed vole), 5642 nucleotides long. RefSeq names its product Rho GTPase activating protein 39 (gene Arhgap39). NCBI's taxonomy places the organism in Eukaryota, Metazoa, Chordata, Mammalia, Rodentia, Cricetidae. The coding region runs from base 236 to 2908 and encodes 890 amino acids. The transcript is spliced from 7 exons. Gene Ontology annotation, biological process: signal transduction. Gene Ontology annotation, cellular component: cytoskeleton; cytoplasm. Gene Ontology annotation, molecular function: GTPase activator activity; protein binding. The record is from RefSeq and is a predicted model, not a curated record.